CAAAGGCUGAGAGCAACACACUAAACGCCCAAAGCCAUAAUCAGAAAUCAGAUGCCAGCCUCCUCCAAAGCCAAGAGCCUAAGCUCUCUGGUUCGCUCAGCCAUCAAAUCCAAAGCCUCCUCCAUAUCUCUAGCCUCACCCGCCGACGACGCAACUCUCAAGCAUUUCGCCUCCUCCCUCGACUCCUCCCCUCCCUCCAAACCAAAGUCCAAGAAGUCCAUCAAGUCCAACAAGCCACUCUCCGAACCCACCGCUCCUUCUGCGGUCGCCAGCUUGAACUUGGACCCGGGCUCGGCUUCAGAAGAUUUGACGAACGAGCUGCCUGGGGGGAUAUUUUCGAUAUUGUCUGGUGGUAGUUCUAGUAAUUCUCCUGAUGUCCAGGGAACUGAAGAUGAGAAAUCUAUGGAAAAUGCAUUGGACUUACCAUGGUUUCCUGACAUGUCUCAUAGUGUGCUAUCAAUGCGUCGCAAAGAAGUGACUCGUGAAAGGAAGCAAAAGUGGAUUUUCAAAAGCUCUCAGGUAAACCGUUUUGGUCGGUUAGUUAACAUGUGUGCCGACAGGCUAGGGACACACACCACUAUUCAGGUGUUUGAUAAAUUGGGACGAGAAAGUGGUGUGAAAGAAUAUAAUGCAUUGAUAAAAAUAUGCAUAGAGAGGGCUAGGAGUAGUGCCGACGAAGAUGUUGGAUUAGAACAGAUUCACAUGGCUUUUCAAAUUUUUAAAUCCAUGAAGGAACAAGGUUUUCUGCUGGAAGAAGAAACAUAUGGUCAAUUUCUUGCAUAUCUAGUUGACAUGGGUAUGACAGAAGAAUUUCAAUUUUUCUGUGGAGUUAUCAAAGCUGAAAACCCUAGUUCAGUUGCAAGACUAGGAUACUAUGAGAUGCUGUUAUGGAUCAGAGUCGAUGAUGAAGAAAAAAUUCAAGAGCUCUGUAAUUACAUCGUAAGUGAUGAUGAAGGAACGAUGUCCGUUUUACAAGAGAAUUAUCUGUUAGCACUUUGUGAAAGUGACCGGAAGGAGGAGAUUUUGCAGUUGUUGGAAAUUAUGGACAUAACCCAAAUCUCAUCAUUGGAUUGUGUGGCUAGUAUCUUUACAUGCUUGGGAAGGCUACUACUGGAGUCCUAUGCGGAGAAGUUCCUUCUGUCAUUUAAAGCCUGUGACCAUGCAGCAGAGAACAUUACAAACUUCAUCAGUAGUUAUGUUGUCGGCAUGCCAAAUUUAGCGGUUGAGGAUGUCAUUUCAAACUUUAAAAAUUGGCACACGAAACUGGAGGUGACUCCUUCAUCUGCUGGCUAUGAGAAGCUUAUCAUGUACUGUUGUGAAUCACUUAAGGUGCAUGUGGCUCUUGAAAUGGUUGAGGAGAUGUGUGAACGGGGUUUGACCAUUUCGAUAGGGGCAUUACACUCCAUUUUACGUGCUAGUGACGAGAGCUGUGAUUUUAAUCUGGUUCGCCAAAUGUAUUCAAUGAUUUGUCGGUACAAAUUAAAGCCAAAUGGUGAAACUUUCAGGAGUAUGAUAACUUUGUGCGUGAAAAUGAAAGAUUAUGGAGGUGCGUAUGACAUGCUAAGUGAUUUGGAGAAAAUGAAUUUAACUCCUACUGCUAGCAUGUACAAUGCUAUAAUGGUGGGAUUUUUCCGAGAGAAGAACAUUUAUGGUGGGUUGAGGGUUUUCAAACAAAUGAAAGAAGCAGAUGUACAACCAGAUUCCCAGACUUUCAGCUAUCUAAUUAGUAACUGCAACUCUGAAGAGGAUAUUAACAAGUAUUAUGAAGAAAUGAAGCGUUCUGGAAUUCAAGUUAACAAGCAAAUUUUCAUGGCACUUGUAAAUGCAUACGCAACUUGUGGACAGUUUGAAAAGGCAAAACAGGUAGUCUUAGAUAAAGGGAUUCCAGUAAAGUGCUUGAAUGAAAUUAAAAGCAUGCUUGUCCAAUCCCUUGCAUCACAUGGGCAAUUGUCUGAUGCGUUCAGUAUAUAUGAAGAGAUGAAGCAAGCUGGAUGCAGUUUAGAGCCGAAAGCUGUUAUAAGUCUUAUUGAGCACCUCCAAUCUGAUGAAGAAUUAAGCAGAUUACUCCCUCUUCUUGACGAAUUAGAUGAUCCAGACUAUUGGUUUGAGGGUUGCCUGAGAACGAUCUUAUAUUGUGUUCGGUACAAGCACUUAAGACCUGCGCUCAAUUUACUCAAGCAACUCAGGGAUAAAAUCUGUACUGACGAAUUAGCUCUAGAAGUAAUUUUUAAUCAGGUGUUUGCCCUAAUUGCAGAAUCAGAGUCUACACAUUUGCAGUUGGGCUUGGAUUUGCUUCAUGCUAUCAAGAAUGAGCUUGGCCUCACCCCUUCACGGAAAUGUCUUGAUUUUCUUCUCCACGCUUGUGCUAAUGCCAAAGAUCUGAGAAAUUCCAAACUGAUUUGGAAAGAAUAUGAAGCUGCUGGCCUGCCUUACAACACUUUAAGUUUCAUAAGGAUGUAUCAAGCCCUUUUGGCUGCAGGGGACACCAAGGCUUCGAAAAUUUUGCUUAGUAAAAUUCCUAAAGAUGAUCCCCAUGUUCGAACUAUCAUUAAAGCAUGUAAAACCAUUUACUCAGAGGGUAAGAAGUACAAGAAAUAAACAAGAUGAAUGCAUCCUUCAAAUUAAUGCAUUGAAUUUGAUAAGCGACUUUUUUUUUUUUUUGGCUCCUUGAGAAAUGAAACCACGAGCCUUGUACUGUGAUAAGUCCCGUAUAUCCAAUGUGUACGGAAUGCUGGUUCUAUAUGCUUAAUUCACAUCGUUUGUUUUUUGGUCGUUGCA
This is a messenger RNA of Prunus dulcis (almond), 2778 nucleotides long. Its product is annotated as pentatricopeptide repeat-containing protein At4g04790, mitochondrial. Gene Ontology annotation, molecular function: protein binding. Bases 52 to 2598 code for a protein of 848 amino acids. The record is from RefSeq and is a predicted model, not a curated record. NCBI's taxonomy places the organism in Eukaryota, Viridiplantae, Streptophyta, Magnoliopsida, Rosales, Rosaceae. The transcript is spliced from 16 exons.